Messenger RNA from Anisakis simplex (herring worm), 1854 nucleotides. The record is from the annotation of a GenBank genome assembly. NCBI's taxonomy places the organism in Eukaryota, Metazoa, Nematoda, Chromadorea, Rhabditida, Anisakidae.
AUGAGCGUUGUUUCAUCGAUGCCGAAUUGGACAGAUCUUUGGGAUCAAAUUGACGGGGUUGCGGCGCACACACAAAAAGGAAUUGAGCAGCUCGAAAGAUUUGGCACAUUUCUUAAGGAACGUGCCACCAUUGAAGAUGAGUAUGCAUCGAAAUUAAGAGCAUUAGCGAAAAGAAGUGUCAACAAAAAGAAAGAGGACGAUGAUUUAGCAAAGUCGUUCACGUACAUUACUUCUUUUUAUGCGAUUCUCAGGGAACUUGAAAGUCUCGCUGGACAGCACGAAGUAGUUGCUGAUGGUCUACGUAAAGAUAUUUAUCCAACUGUAAUGAAUAAGUGCACCGAAUUGCGUGCAACAAGAAAGAAUCAGUUGAACGAAUUGCACACUGUUCAAGGCACAUUGAAUGCGGCCGUAGAUAAUAUGCUUAAGUACCAGAAAGCUUACAUGAAAUCAUUUAAAGAUGCAGAAGCGGCACAUAUAAAAUACGACAAAGCCGAGAAGAAUAUGGAUUUGUCGAGAGCUGAUCUGGAGAAAGCGAAGAAUAAUGCUUUGCAGAGGUCACAGUUGUGUGAAGACGCGAAACAGAAUUAUGCGCAUGCACUGCAAACUGCUAAUCAACAACAACACCAGCAUUAUAAUCAGCUAUUACCACACAUUCUUGAAAAGUUGCGUGCAAUGGAUGAAGAGAGGAUAAGUGAAACGCGUUCGAUAAUGUUGCAAAGUAUUGAAGUAGAAACGAAAGUAAUGUCUAUUAUGCAGCGAUGUUAUGAAGAUAUGUCAAAUGCUGCUAGACUAAUCUCGCCUUCUUCUGACUCGGCUAACGUCGUUGAAUUCUUCAGGUCAGGAUAUGCACAUCCACAGCCGUAUCCAUUCGAGGAUUUAGGUGCACCUUCGUCAGUGGUCAACAAUCAGGAUGCUGCAACAAGUAGCAAUGAAACAAUAAAACGUAUUAAUCGAAACGGUACAACAAUUAAAGUCAACCGUAAACCAAGUAUGGGAUUAUUUAAGUCCACUUCACAUCAGCGAAAGGAUGGUACUGAUUUUCGUUCGUAUCCACCUCAGCAAAGAUGUCGGCGAUUGCAAAACGAAAUUGAAAUCAUUGAGAAAGAAAUCGCGAAGAAUGAACAAAGUUGUGAGGGUGCAUCCAAGCUUUAUAAUGUUUAUAAGGAUAAUCCAAAACUUGGUAACGCCAAUGAUGUUGAUGCAGAAUUGGGUGUGUAUAAGAAAAAAAUUGAGAAACUUAAUCAACAACUCAAUAAGUAUAAGGCAAUGCUGUUGGAAGCACAAGCUGAAUUGAACGUUCCAAUCAAUAUCGGAUGUGAACCACCCGUUCGCCCUCCACCACCCUCUCAAUCGCGUAUCAGCACUCCUUCGGAAGCAUCGCCUCGUCAAUCCGAUUCCAUAACACCAAACAAUAAUCGUAAAUCUUAUUCCGAGGAAUCAAUCUCUUCUGAUGGCUCUUCUGCAUUAUCUCCACAUCACAUCCACAAAACACCUCAGACGGCAUCAAAUACCAAACUAGAAUCUCCAGUGGCAACAACAACAUCAAAUAUAGCGUGCGCAACAAUGCCGCCAGUGGCAAGGACAAUGCCGAAUGCAAGUGCAGGAAUGGUGCCGUUAGCUGAAAAGAACGAAGUGUAUGAAGAGUGUGAUAUGCCAGCACUGGGCACGUGUACAGCCUUAUAUAAGUUUGAGGGGGGUAGUGAGGGGACGAUGGCUAUGAAUGAAGGUGAUGAGAUGGUUUUGAUUGAGAGGGAUGAGGGUGAUGGAUGGACGCGGGUCAGGAACAUUUCAUCCAAUAUCGAAGGUUUCGUGCCAACUUCUUAUUUGCACUGCAAAUGGUAUCCAGAUCAAUAG